AUGGAGCCUCGGAUAACGACGUUGCUAGAUCAGUCGCCUUACAAAAGAGUCACCCUUGAUCCUUCUGUGCUGACAACCACAUCGUCGUCCGUUGCUACUCGCUAUACUGAGCCCGGAACUAGCGUUAAUGACGCACGUCUAAAUCGUGAUUCUCAAAGCCAUAAAGACCAUGUUGAGAGCAGGAUCAAGACCUCGUUACAGGCGCAUUCAAGUGCUCCACUUGCUCGGGUACUGAAUGAUUCGACGUGUCCGUCUCGCGUCCUUCAGCCUACAGGUGGUCAUCAAACCCCCCAGCAUGCAGCCUUUCGUAUCGGGAAUGAUGAUCCAAGACUAGGCCCUACCUCAAUUUCACCAGAUGCACGAAGAAGGGACCGGACUCACAACCCUAUUGGUAUCUCUGGGAGUGAUGCUUCACUCAUACAGUUGCCAAAGCCACCACAGGCUCUACGGAAGACUGUAAAACGGCCUAGGAUACCGCCAUUGCUACAGGGUCUGCACCAGCCGCCUCCGCUGCCGCCCAAGAGUAGAUUGUUUCCGCCCAUCACCAGCGACAGAAGUGGACUCGUGAGCGAUGUCGGUGAGCGAUUUGGUCUUGGGAAUGCCUUUUCCACGAGCAGUACUGAGGAACUGGCCAAAGCUCGAGUCUCGCCACACAAGACAAACGACGCUGAAAGCGAUGAUACAAGGCAAGCGAGACAUGCAGAUAGCCCACAAAAAGAAUCACAUAGAUCGGGUCCGGGUAUUGGGCCUGCGAAUCAUCCACCAGUAACACAGACCUCAAGCCAGGCUCGAAGCCAAGUCAAGGCACCGCGGAAGCGAACUAGGUGGACACAAAAAGAGACAGAAGACUUGCUUACUGGGGUCAGCAGGUUUGGUAUCGGUAGAUGGAAGCAGAUCCUUGAUUGUACGGACUUUCAAUUCCAGGGGAGAACCGCAGUGGAUCUAAAAGACCGAUUCCGGGUGUGCCGCCCUGGCGAAGGUCUCAAAGUCAAGGUGCCAGCACCCGAGAAAGCUGAGACCAAACGACCCGGUGAGCUUUCUGGACCAAGUAGUGAACCUAGGACAGUAUUUUCAAACGACAGCAUAGUAGAUCAUGCCGUCCCGCUAGUUCCGUGGACUACUUCCGAAGAGACGGAGGUUCAAGACUCGGUCAGUCAAGCUGCAACGAGCAAGACGGAUGUCCAUGGGCCGUUCCUCAAGAGCAAACGUCGAGCACGCCGCGAAUUCAGCGACACGGACGACAAGAACCUCUUGAAAGGCUUCAAACGAUACGGUCCUGUCUGGCACUUGAUGCGCAACGACUGUGAGCUGGGGUUCGACAUGCGUCAUCCAACAGAUCUGCGCGACCGCUUUCGCAUCCGGUAUCCUGAGCUCUUCUCCCAAGCUGGCUACAAGCUGAAACCCAAGGAGGAGCGCGUAUUGAAAGACCGGGCAAGCGAGCCCAAAGCACAGAGAUUACAGGCUUCCUCACGUUCCACAGAAACGGCAGAUAAUACGUCUGAUAUCUCAAGCCAGGUGGUGGCUCAGCGCAGAAGUGACAAAUCGACCGCUCAUGCAGCCAUUCCCACGAUGCCUAACGCACCAUCCGUCACAACUGGCGCGCCGGUUGGUACCACAUCACAGACCGACCCCAUGCGACCUACGUUCGAUUUGAUGACGGACCUCACCUUUGACGACGACGACGGUGAGCGCAGCCCUAUCAUAUUGAACCGCAAUAUCCUACAGUGGGCCGACGAGAACUCGUCGUCAGCCAUCCCAGCAACAACAGUACCAGCAGCCACCCUGGCCAGCAGCCACACCUCCAGCGAUAUGCUCUACAACCCCUUCACAGCCAGCGACGGGCUACACAUCAACCCACUCGCAACGCUCAAGCUGCCCUCGACCGCGCACUGGAGCUACAUGAACCCGCCCUCAGCCGCGCCACCCUCUCUCCCUCCCCCGGGUGCGCUGAAGCACGGAUUGGCCAGUCACGCGGAGCACGCAGGGGCCAGUCGCGCUCCCAACAGCAUUGCAGGGACGGCAAUGAUGACGACGCCGAUGGCGAGCGCACCUCCACCGAGUAGUAGCAGCACCGUCGCGUCUCGCACGCAGGCAGACAUGCGCGCGCCCAACCUGCCCAACAUAGUGUUUCCGUACGUGCCGAAUGCGAGCGCGCGCAACGCCGUGCACAACCUGCCGCCGCCGGCGGAUAUCCUGUCGUCGGGCCAAGCGGGCGCGGAUGGGUAUAUUUGGAUUGGGUGA
Molecule: messenger RNA, 2241 nt
Organism: Ascochyta rabiei
Lineage: Eukaryota; Fungi; Ascomycota; Dothideomycetes; Pleosporales; Didymellaceae
Exons: 1
Coding region: 1-2241 (746 amino acids)
Source: RefSeq, a predicted model, not a curated record